Ceutorhynchus assimilis (cabbage seed weevil) is the source of this 3459-nucleotide messenger RNA. Lineage: Eukaryota; Metazoa; Arthropoda; Insecta; Coleoptera; Curculionidae. The record is from the annotation of a GenBank genome assembly.
GUUUAUUCGAAAGUACCGGACUUGUCCGUAGGUGCCCGAGCGCGCUCUAAAAGAACGUCUAACGGUAACAAUACUAGUUGGACUUGAUACUAAGCGCACACGGUUUUGUCGUAAGCAAGCGUGCUGUUCGUGAAUAUAAACUGCUUUUGAUGGGACUUUUUGUGUUUAUUUUACAAACUGUGAAUUAAAACGGCUUUAGUUUUUAUACUCGGAAUAAAGUUAGUUAUUGUAGUGACUUUUGGAUUCUUUUUUGUGUAACUUCAACAGUUUUGCGCCAAGAAAUUUAAAUAACAUUAAAAGUAUGAAAUAACAGUGUUUGAGAGUAGGAUUUUUGUGUAUCCACCGAGAAGCUACGUAAUAUACAAGGAUAUUGGUUCAUUUAAAAAGUAAUUAACAGAAUCCAGAAAACCACCGCAGUUCAAAAUAUUGAGGAAAAAGUCGAGGAAAUCAUUGAAAGUGGCGAGUUAUAGUUCCAACACUGACGAUGGCCAAGAAAAUGGCACAAAGAGAAUGAAAUAGUCAACCAAAAAUAAAAGAACAAAAAAUGCAUCCAAGUGCCUUUCUGUCCCUAAAAUUUCAUCAUAGUUUUUCCCUUUUUUUAAUAGUUUAUAUUGCACAUAUCUGCCAAGCAUGGUUGCCAGACACAAGCACUAAAUUUAAUAGUGCAAAUAAAAUUUCCAGUAUAAGUUUCACAGGAAAUUCAAGUAAUAACGAUGAUCAUUUUAUCAUCUUGUAUCAAGACCAAGAGACAUUAUUGUUGGGCGGACGCAAUCGAAUAUAUAAUCUAUCAAUUUUUGACUUCACUGAGCGGAAAAAAUCAGAAAUCUUUUGGCCAUCUUUAGAAGCCCACGGACAACUGUGUAUUCUUAAAGGCAAAAGUGAGGAAGAAUGCCAAAACUACAUAAGAGUUAUGUUUAAUACUAGUCCAGGAAAACUUCUAGUGUGCGGAACCAACUCAUUCAAGCCACUAUGUCGGAACUACGUUUAUAAGAAUGGCAACUACCUAGUGGAAAAAGAAUCUGAGGGUAUUGGAGUUUGUCCCUACGACCCAGAACACAAUAGUACGGCCAUCUAUACCAAUGGACAUUUAUUUACAGCGACAGUUGCUGACUUUUCUGGAGGCGAUCCGCUUAUUUAUAGGGAACCCCUUCGAACUGAAUUAUCUGAUCUCAAACAUCUAAACGCUCCAAACUUUGUGAGUUCAGUUACUUACGGCGAUUACAUCUACUUCUUUUUUCGGGAGACAGCUGUGGAGUUUAUGAACUGUGGAAAGGUAAUAUAUUCUCGUGUGGCAAGAGUUUGCAAACACGACAAGGGCGGCCCUCAUCAAUCAAGAAGUAAGUGGACAUCGUUUAGCAAAGCAAGACUGAAUUGUUCCGUACCAGGAGAAUAUCCGUUUUAUUUUGAUGAAAUACAGGCAACCAGCACAAUCAUAGAAGGUAUUUAUAAUGAAAAAACUAGUAAGAUAAUCUAUGGUGCCUUAACAACACCUGACAAUGCAAUUGGCGGGUCAGCAAUUUGCGCGUUCCAAAUGAACGAUAUCCAAGAAGUUUUCAAAGGACCAUUUAAACAUCAAGAGAGCAUUAAUGCCAACUGGCUACCAAUUCCUGAUAACAAAAUACCAGAUCCUCGACCCGGCGAGUGCGUUAGAGACAGCAGAAUACUACCAGAUGCCAAUGUGAAUUUUAUUAAAACCCACCCACUCAUGGAGAAAGCCGUACCUUCCUACCAUGGCAGACCCAUUUUGAUUAGAGUCAGUUUAAAUUACAGGUUUACGGCUAUCGCUGUUGAUCCUCAAGUUAGAACGGUUAACGGAAAGACAUUGCCGUAUGAUGUAAUUUAUAUUGGAACAGAUGAUGGCAAAAUUCUCAAAGUAGUCAACCUAGCUACUGAACAAUCGUCAAAAGCUUUUGUAAUAUCCGACAACGAAGUAUUUCCAAAAGGUACCGCUGUCAAGCAGAUAACGUUAGCAGUGGGGUAUGGAAGAGUGGUUGCAGUCAGCAAAGGGGAAAUUAAAUUGGUCACAAUAAAUCACUGCAAAUUUAUGGCUACCUGCAGUGAAUGCAUAGAACUUCGUGAUCCACAUUGUGCCUGGGAUCAACUUAGAAAUUUGUGUGUUAGCGUAGAUGCUGUCACUUCCUUCAGAUACCUUGUCCAAGAUGUAGCUAGAGGAGACAAUUCCAAAUGCAAAGUAUCAACAAACGAAAAAGAACCUAAAAAAGAAAUAGAUGAUACUAUAACGAGUAACUCAAUCGACGAAGAACCAAGUUCAAGUGUUAAGGAGCUUUCCCUGCAAAUCGAAAAUCGCCACUCAGAACCAGAUGAUUGUAGUAACGAUAUUAAUGCUGAUGUUCGCACUGGAUGUAAUCAAAUAAGAAAAAACGAAUUUACUACAGGGACCUUAUGGUGGGGCAUUAUAGUAGCAGCUAUGAUAGGAAUGUUCGUGGGUUUUGUGGGGGGAUACUGCGUGUCAAGAAAAUUUUACAUGCAGUAUCCUAAUACACCUUUUAUUGAGCAACGUAAUCAUUUGGACAGAUUAAACGUGAAUCAGAAUAGUUUUUUAGCCAGGCCGAAGAACGUUAAUUUGGAUGUCUUAAAUGUGUCUUCUGACCCACUUCCGCCAAAGAAGGAUAAUCUAGGAUCCCUGAAGAACUUAAAUAUAACCAACGAAGGGAUUAAGAGAUUGACUAAUGUAGGCUCGCAACUCGAGGACAUUUGACAUAAUUCUAUUUAAAUUAAAUUAUAAACUUUCUGGGCCGAAAUAAUUUACGCACAUUAUCCAUAGGAACAGAAUGGAAUGAAAUACUGAAGGAUCUCUUAUUUUUUUAAGUUACAGGCAAGAAGUUUCAUUAUUACAAAAAAUACAUAGAUAGAUAUUUAAGUUUAUCAAAUAUGCCUCAUAGUGGAAGCCAAGGUCCAAAAUUGCAUUAUUUGUAAUAUAUAUUUUAUUUUAUUUUGAUCUUCUUGUGCAAUUUAUUAGUUUUUUAAUGAUAUUUAUGUAUAUUGUCUUUGGAUGUUUUAAAUAGGUAGGUAUUUUAAAAUAAAUCUUAAAUUGUCUGUGCCCAAAAUUGUUAUACUAAGAGACUUUUAACAACUAUAUUUUUUUAAAUGAAGUUUUAAAUAUGGAUGCCAGGUAUUUUUGCAAACGAUUUUUUUUUUAAAUUUUAUGUUAGUUUUUAAUUAAAUUUUAGUCCUGAAAAUGUUAUCAAUAAUUUUUAAUGUAAAUAAAUAAUUAUUCUUUUUUCUUUUAACUUUAGUUUCAGGUACAGGUUUGGCUGUGAUCAACAAAAAUCUACAUUUGCCUUUUUAUUAUUUACUCUUAGUAGGUAUCUAGCCUUAAUGUAUUGAAUAAGUAGCUUAAAUCCAAUUUAUCAAUUUUUGUUCUGUCAAUGUUUUCCUUUUCGGUAAAGAGGCACAUUCCAAUUACUAUUUUGAUAAUAAAGAAGUUUAUAGGUGUAA